Eurypyga helias (sunbittern) is the source of this 806-nucleotide messenger RNA. RefSeq names its product solute carrier family 2, facilitated glucose transporter member 11-like. The annotation marks the transcript as partial. Gene Ontology annotation, biological process: monosaccharide transmembrane transport. The transcript is spliced from 6 exons. NCBI's taxonomy places the organism in Eukaryota, Metazoa, Chordata, Aves, Eurypygiformes, Eurypygidae. Gene Ontology annotation, cellular component: membrane. Gene Ontology annotation, molecular function: hexose transmembrane transporter activity. The record is from RefSeq and is a predicted model, not a curated record.
CUUUGAAGCGAUUUCAUGGUUCAGAGUAUCAAAGGGAGAUGGAAGACAUACAGCGGGAAUGUUUUGCCCUAGAUGGGGAGAAACCCAAGAAGCCCUGGCAACUGUUCACUGAUCGUGGUGUGAGAUGGCAGCUCAUUACUGUGAUUGUCAUGUCGUUGGGCCAACAGCUCAGUGGGAUAAAUGCUAUUUAUUUCUAUGCAACUUACAUUUUUGAGCAAGCUGGGAUCUCAGCAGAAAGGAUCCCGUACAUGACACUCGGCACUGGAGCCUGUGAGUGCCUCACAGCCCUCACCUGUGGCUUACUGAUAGACUACGUGGGAAGAAGAUGUCUCGUCAUUGGGGGUUAUCUCCUUAUGACCCUUUGGAGCAUUGUUUUAACGCUCUCUCUGACCUACCAGGAACUGUACUCGUGGGUGCCUUAUGUGAGCAUGGCAUCUAUCUUUGCCUUCAUCUUGAGCUUUGGGCUGGGACCAGGUGGCAUCACGAACACCCUGACAGCUGAGUUAUUUAUACAGUCUUCGCGUCCCGCUGCGUACAUGAUAGGAGGGACUAUUAGUUGGAUUAGUUUCUUCACAAUCGGAAUGCUCUUCCCUUUUAUAGUGACCGGACUGAAGCAGUACUGUUUUGUGGUGUUCUUGCUGGAGUGCUCCUUGGUUGCUGCCUUCAUCUUCCUCGUCAUUCCUGAGACAAAAAACAAAUCUUUUCUGGAAAUCAAAAAGGAAUUUCACAAGCUGAAUUUUGGAAGAAAUGCCAAAAGAAAGGAAACGGAGCUUUAUGAAAGGAGACAGCUCCACGAUGACAUUUAA